This is a messenger RNA of Cuscuta campestris, 1645 nucleotides long. Lineage: Eukaryota; Viridiplantae; Streptophyta; Magnoliopsida; Solanales; Convolvulaceae. The record is from the annotation of a GenBank genome assembly.
GGAAACGGAGACAUCACCAUUGGCAGCUUCUUCAUCUUCUUCCUAUAUAAGCCACUCCAACUCCUUCAUUUCUUCACCAUUCUUCAUAAUUUCUUCUUCUAUUCUGUUGCUCUGAGUGAGGAGAACGCAGUGGUGCUGUCAAUUUGGUGAGAGGUCCUAUGGUUGGGAGUUAUUCGUCGCCGGAAGUUUCACGGAAAAUUCUCAAAACCUUCAUUUUAGCUCGAGGUAAACAAAAAGAAUGAAGUGAUUAAUUCCUGGAGGCAGAUGGGGCGAGAUGUUUUCUUUCACUUUUUCUAAUUUUUCCCCAAUUCUUUGUGACUUGUCAAAUGUUUUCUUUCCCAUUCUUUGCGUUCUUCCCAAUUCGUUUCGGUUCAUUCGGAUUCUUUCAAUUAUUUCCAAUUUUUCAGUCUGUUUAGCCUCAAAAGAGGACUUCAUUUUUUCUUCCUGGAAACAUUGUAGAGUUGAAGUUGCAGACAGCCAUUUCUCUUUUUCCUCCUCCUUCAUCUUCUGCUCUCCACCCUGAUCAAAGAUUACAGGGGAAUGUUGAGGCAUAAACUGUGGACUUGAGAUAUGGGGUGUGUUUUGGGCCGGGAAAUCUCGUCUGGCAUAGUAUCUGGAGCAAAGGGAGAUAGGAGAGUUGAGAACUAUGACAAGAGUAAGAAUACAAGUUUUGAGUCUACUGAGACUGACGAGGUUUCAGGGGUCAAGAAGGUGGAUGAAGUAAAUGAUUCUGCUGAAGUUAAAGAUGUUGAUGAUUUGACUAGGAAGGAUGAAAAGAUAGAUGUUGAUGGAAGAUCAAAGGCUGAUAAGAGGAGGUCUAAGCCUAACCCAAGGUUGAGUAAUCCACCUAAGCACAAACAUGGUGAACAAGUUGCUGCUGGAUGGCCAUCGUGGCUUUCAGCUCAUGUUGGGGAAGCAAUUGAGGGUUGGCUUCCUCGACGCGCUGACACUUUUGAGAAAAUUGAUAAGAUUGGGCAAGGAACUUACAGUAAUGUGUAUAAAGCAAGGGACACUAUAACUGGAAAAAUUGUUGCUUUAAAGAAAGUCCGCUUUGACAAUUUAGAACCUGAGAGCGUGCGAUUCAUGGCAAGAGAAAUAAUCAUUCUGCGACGUCUUGAUCACCCCAAUGUUAUUAAAUUAGAAGGUUUGGUUACAUCAAGAAUGUCAUGCAGUCUCUACCUUGUAUUUGAGUAUAUGGAGCAUGACUUGGCUGGACUUGCUGCAAGUCCAGAUAUCAAGUUUUCUGAAGCCCAGGUGAAAUGCUAUAUGCACCAGCUAUUGUCAGGACUUGAGCACUGUCACAAUCGUCACGUGCUCCACCGUGACAUUAAAGGGUCAAAUCUUUUGCUGGACAAUUCAGGGAUACUCAGAAUAGCUGAUUUUGGGCUGGCUACUAUAUUUGAUCCUAGCCAUAAGCACCAUAUGACUAGUAGAGUGGUCACACUCUGGUAUAGACCACCUGAGCUUCUUUUGGGCGCAAGUGAUUAUGGAGUGGGUAUUGAUUUAUGGAGUGCAGGGUGUAUUUUAGCAGAACUAUUGGCGGGGAAGCCUAUUAUGCCUGGUCGUACAGAAGUAAUUGCUCAAACUACAUCCAUACUGUUACAUAAUGACAUCAUCUAAUCCUAGAAGGUGCUUGGUUGGGGGG